Molecule: messenger RNA, 672 nt
Organism: Penaeus chinensis
Lineage: Eukaryota; Metazoa; Arthropoda; Malacostraca; Decapoda; Penaeidae
Product: general transcription factor II-I repeat domain-containing protein 2B-like
Exons: 2
Coding region: 1-672 (223 amino acids)
Source: RefSeq, a predicted model, not a curated record
AUGUCGGCGGCAAUGGAAAGGCACAAGCUAACUUGUUACCACAGAUGGAUCGCCAAAUCUGACUGGAAAAAACGUCGGAUUGCUCAAAAGAAUCCAGGACCGGUGAAGCCAGUUGUAAAACUCGUAAACUUUAUUCGAGCGUGGGGACUUCAGCAUCGUCAGUUUAUUACAUUUCUUGAAGAAACUGACACCGAUUACCAAGACUUGCUUUACCACUCCAAUGUCCGCUGGAUAAGAUUGGGGAAAGCGUGUCAACAAGUGUGGGAGCUCAAACAAGAGAUUAUCUCAUUUUUGGAGCUACUUGAGAAAGCUGACGAUUUUCCUGAGCUGAGUGACACAGAUUGGCUUUGUGACUUAGCUUUUGCUGUGGACAUACUGACACACAUGAAUGAGUUGAACGUAAAGCUACAAGGGAAAGAUCAGUUUGUCCAUGAUAUGUACACAAACGUCCGAGCCUGCAAAACCAAGCUCGCCUUAUUUUCAAAGCUAAUGUCAAACAAGUCAUUUGCUCAUUUCCCCACACUGGCGACACUGAAAGAGGCCCCUCGACAUGUGAAAAAAUUUAGGAAAUCACUGGAUGACCUGCACGGAGAAUUCUACCAUCGGUUUUCUGAUUUUGGAAAAAUUGACGUUACUUCAGCUGGUUUCAUGUCCCUUCACACAAGAUCCUGA